Messenger RNA from Endocarpon pusillum Z07020, 1914 nucleotides. RefSeq lists its product as uncharacterized. The transcript is spliced from 2 exons. Bases 1 to 1914 code for a protein of 637 amino acids. Lineage: Eukaryota; Fungi; Ascomycota; Eurotiomycetes; Verrucariales; Verrucariaceae. The record is from RefSeq and is a predicted model, not a curated record.
AUGGCAAAUGGCAGCGAAGGGCCCGGUUGCCUGCGUGUGACAGCUUCAGGACAGGUCAAUCGGCAUACGAGGCAGACAAAAUCAUCGUCUCAACAAGCUUCCCAGCAGGCCCCUCAGCACGCACGCCAACAUGACUCUCGACGGACUCCCCCGCAAGCUCCUCGAGAGGCUUUCCAGCAGGCUCGUCAGCAACCGUAUAGAAGGACUGAUACGGUCUCAAAUAACAAACCAGUACCUGCAAGCACAAAAGAUGGCCCGCAAGAACCUUGGGCUGGUUCGGCUAAAGAAAUCACCCUUCCAGCUAGAGGAAUGAGACAACGAUCUUCUGGAAGCGCUGUCAAUCCAAGUGAGGCAAUACCAAGAGAAGGGGCCCGACGGCCACCGAUAGGCGCAAGAGGGAAGAGUGGGUCAUCAAGCACUAAUUCGGCAGGUGAACCCUUUGGGAAAGUGACAUUAGAUAUUAUUCCCGAGUCCUCUUUGUCGACUCCACUGUGUAGGCCAUCGAUGCGGCCUUCAACAAGACCAUCUGAUGGAGCAAAGCUGCAAGAUAUAGCCGCACCCAACCAGCCUCCUCCCGAUACAGGCGGAGUUAUCGAAGCUUCAGGACGGGCCUGUCUUGGCUCAAAGCCACAUGACUUGACACAGCCACCCCGUGGGCCACCAUCAGCUACCGGUUCAUCAGCAAAACCAUCCCUUGGCUCGAGUCCGUCUCCUGGCUCAAGCCUAGAUGAUAGGGUCGCAGGUCCGCCCUUUGAACCCGAUGCACCUGCUGGACCUGCUGGACCUUGGGUAGGCUUUUCCGAUGUACCCGACGCAACUGCUGGACGCAAGGUGCGCCUCUCUAUUGAGACAGAAUUCUAUCUUGCUACGCAAAGUAAUCAGGAGCAUUUAAGCAAUUGGUCGGAGGUUGCAAGCAUUCUUAUGGAUGACUACAAUCGGCAGAUGGGCGUUGAGCAUCCUCGAAUAGAAGUUAGUAUUAUAUCAGCUUUGGAACAUGGUUAUCAAGGGUGGUAUAUUGACCAUGAUCCCUUAUGUUCUGAACAUGAGUUGAGAGAAAAUAAUCACAUUUGGUGGCGAUUGAAGAUGAUAUCACCAGCAUUUGAUAUUGUUCCCCAUUCACCAUGGAAACAUCAUAUAAGAGCGGUCUGGAAAUUCCUCUGCGACAAUUACAGGAUCGCCAAUCGCGACGGCCUUUACACUCGUAUCCGCGUUUCACUUGAUCCAAAAUACACCCUGACAGAGCUGAAGCGGAUUGCUUCCUCCGUCAUUCACUUCGAGACAGCAAUUGAGCCUUUGCAGCCGGAAAACACCAACGACCCGGAUGAAGCCCGAAGUAUUUGGCUUCAUAGCUGGCCCUUUGCACCAUUCCGCAGAAGUCGAUCUGCCUCCAUCAGCUACAUCGACGAAUGUUUCACGUGGCCAGAGUUUCGGGACAAGAUAAAUGGUGUUGCGAUAGGUGAAUAUGCCUGGAAUUUUUGGGAUGCCUGUCCAGAUGGGUUACUCGAAUUCCGCAAAGCUCCACCGUGCUUACGGCCGCCACAGGUCUUCAGCUGGGCCGAGCUCACCAUGGCCUUCAUCCUAGCCGCUAUCCGAUAUGGAUCUCCUGAGUAUCUGCGCGGCUGCCUGCAUAACGUUGGGUCUCUGAAAGAUUUCGUCGGUCGAGUCGACAUACCAGGUGAUGGCCCUCAUCACCUGGACCGAAUCUGGGAGGGUAUAAGUCUGAACGCUGCUCGUGAACCUAUGAUGCGUACGGAUGACUAUACUGAAGUUGACGAGGAUGAACUCGAGCCCGAGCUGGCAUGGCGCCAUUGGGUGCGGCUCAGAGAAAUGGUCGAACAGGAUGCGCAGCAGUGUGCGGCUUCGGUGCCGCAGGUCCUUCGGAAUUAUUUGAACAACUUUAGUACAUCUGCGUAG